This is a messenger RNA of Hydractinia symbiolongicarpus, 2487 nucleotides long. Its product is annotated as transcription factor IIIA-like. The transcript has 11 exons. NCBI's taxonomy places the organism in Eukaryota, Metazoa, Cnidaria, Hydrozoa, Anthoathecata, Hydractiniidae. Gene Ontology annotation, cellular component: nucleus. The coding region runs from base 27 to 1601 and encodes 524 amino acids. The record is from RefSeq and is a predicted model, not a curated record.
CAUCGCUUCAAAACAACGUUCUUUUCAUGUUGACAAAAAUGGCUGAGCAGACGCCAAAUGGUAAAACAUCACCAAAGUUUGCUAAAAGAACAUUUCCAUGUCCUUAUGAUGAUUGCAAUUCAGUCUUCAAGAAACGUGCUCACUUAAUUAGACACGAAUUAAUUCAUAGUGACGAGAGACCCUACAAAUGCACCUUUUCAAAUUGUGAAAAAGCAUUUCGCUCACCAUGCCAUCUAAAACGUCAUGAGUCAACACAUGAUAAAGAAAAAAUAUUCAAAUGUGACUUUGAGGGUUGCCAAGUUUCAUGCAUAACUGAAUGGAAUUUAAAACGGCAUAUUAAAAGAACACAUUGUGGUUCAUUUGUAUGUGAUAAAUGUGGGGAAGAAUUUAAAAAAAACAAGUCUCUACAACAACAUAUUUCAUUAGAACACAAAUCAGCUGCAAUAUGCUGUGAAUUUCCAGGAUGUUCACAAAUUUUUAAUGUUGCAGCAAAAAUGAGGCAUCAUAUGAAAGUUCAUACCGGAAAAGGUUAUGUAUGUCCAGUUAAAGAUUGUUCAUUGACAUUUAAGUUGUGGUCAGAGUGUCUACAACAUGCAGCUCAGUGUAAGAAAAAGGAAAAGAAAUGUGAUGUUUGUGAGAAGACUUUCACAGAACAUUCAAACUUGAAAGCUCACAUGAAAAUACAUUCUGAAGAAAGAGAAGUCUUCCAGUGUAACUAUGAUGGUUGUGGACGCUUUUACACAAAGCAAUACAACCUGAAAAUUCAUGUACAGAGUUUUCAUCAAAACAUUCGACCGUUUGUGUGUCCAAAAUCAAACUGCAAUAAAUCAUUUCACUUUCAGCAUUUGCUUCGAAAGCAUUUAGACCUACACGCAAAGAAUCAUGAUAGACUUGAAAAGAAGCCCAGCAAACGUAAGCGGGCCAGACGAAUUGUCACAUCUACAAUCUCUGGAAUUUCCGGUUAUAUACCUGAGCUGUGGGAGAAGAUGACACCGGAAGAGGUCCAAGCUUACAUUAAAAACAAUAACGCCUGUUAUGCUGACACCGAUGUUAUCCCACGUGAUACAGAGACGACGCAAGCUGAAAUGACCCCUUUACUGUCCAGUGACACGGAGGGUGCGUCGAAAGAAAAUGCUACCGGUCAGACAUCACACUAUCAAGAUGAUGAAGCGCGCAACUUGAGAGCCGAAGGAAACGACAUGGAAUGUGAAAGGCUUUAUACGUCUGAGGAGACUUUGACGGCGAUUCCAACAGAAUCAGAGCUGACAGACGAAGAUUUUUCUGUCGUGUACCAGCCAUUAAAAUCAUUGGAAGAAGCAUGUUCUUAUUUGAACCAAAUAAAUAACAUCAAGAAACAACAGAAUGCAUGCAGCCCAAUUAUAUCGAGUUCUCCAAAUUCUUCCAGGCCAGCAUCGGCCUGUAGUAUCGAGGACGAGCGGCGAAUAACUCGAUUUGUUGGUGAGCGACUGAAACAGUUGGUUGGACAGCAAAAUCCAAACAUGAUGGAAUCUUGCCACAUGCAGUCGGUUACAGAGUCAGAUUCGUCUGAUAGUGAAACGAAAAAGAAAGCUCAACUUUUGAUGCAGCACUGUGCUUCAUGACGCAAUCUCUCACAUUUUUUAUCUAUAGGCUUAUAUUUUUGUUAUUUUAUGAAAACCUAAUUCCAUAUUAUAUUCAUUUUGUGUGCAUGAGAAAUAGGAAUUUUUAUUCACAAUUUAUCCCGAGUUUAAGUAGAAAUUUUUAAUUUUCGUCGAGUUUUAUAUAUUUAUAUAUGCACGCUUAUGUGUGUCCGUGUGUUUUUAUAAGAAAGUUUAGACUUGUUAGAGUAUUUCAAACUUUCUUAACAAUCUCACAUUUUCUGUGUCUAAACAUUACUUCGUUGCAAAUAUAAAAAACGAAGGUUAGGGCUUAAAAAGGCGUUAUUUUGAAGUAGUUUCGCCGAUUUUAAACACUUUUCUUGCUUAGUAUUGCGUAGGAAAGAAAAAGAAUUUGAAGGAGCUGCGUAAUUUCUAACACCAAAUUUAAUUUUGCACUUACAUAAUUUUGUGUAGGACUUGAUAUAUCCUUUUCAUUUAACAUCGUACAGGGUUGCCCCUCCAGUUUGAAAUGCUACAAAACAGAACGCGUUUAUUUUAUGCUUUAAAACCCUGAAAAAGUGUAAUUUAAAUACCAUCAUUGGCUUGGAUUGUUUUCCAGAUGUAAAUUUUAAUUCUCUUCUGCGAUUUUAAACCACAGAGGCGCAACUUAAAUCGCUUUGCUUUAUUUGUCGAUCACAGUUUUUGUCUAUAGGAAAACUGGAAAAUAGUUUUCAAAAGCAGUAACAACCCUGUACCAAAUUUAUCUGUUUUAUUGUCUUUAUUUUCUUUUUCUUCUUUGUGAGAUGAUUGCAUUGGAGUGUGAGCUGUACAUAUUAUAUGAACGUUUGUUCCGUCAGUUUGUUUCUACAAGAAGACCAUUGGUCAUGAAAUAAAAUUUUGUCAACAAUAA